Messenger RNA from Ectocarpus sp. CCAP 1310/34, 1650 nucleotides. NCBI's taxonomy places the organism in Eukaryota, Phaeophyceae, Ectocarpales, Ectocarpaceae. The record is from the annotation of a GenBank genome assembly.
AUGACGCCAAAAGUCAUGAACGCCAUCCGGCGGGUGUUUCACGACCGGGACACAGACCAGAGUGGGCGCAUCGACAUGUGCGAAAUGUCCACCGCGAUGAAGGAUCUCAAGGUCAACCUGUCAGAGGACGAGAUCAAAGCCUUGUUCAAGAUGGCCGACUUUUACGAGGAUAAUCAGCUGACGAUGAAGCAGUUUCUCGUGGUUCUCGCCAUGGGCUACGUGCUGGACGCCAUCCCCGACCUAAUGGAGAAACCGGCGAAUGCCGAGGCGGAGGCGGCUGCUCGCGCGGCGGGGCGGCGGAUGAGCAAUUUCUACAACAACGAGCAGACCGUGCGGAACGCGCUUGAGCUGUUCACGUACGCCUACUUGUUGUUCGACAAGGAGUGCAAGGGGGUAAUCAGCCGGGAGCAGGUGAUGAUCGUCGUGGCGGAAAACGGGCAGAAGGACGAAGGCAGCAUGAGCAUUCUCUCGCAGGAGCGAUGGGAUGAGAUGGACUGGGAUAGCAACGGCGAUAUCAGCUUCGGAGAGUUCGUGUACGCCUUCACCAAGUGGGUCGACGUCGACGUGGAAGACACGGCCGAAGAGUUGGCCAUGGAGGCGGAGGCCGCCGCGGCGGCGGAGUUGAAGCGGGAAGGAGGACAGGCCAGACGAAAAUCUUCCGUCAGCGUUGCAAGAAAAACCUCCGUCAUGGCAAAGGAGAUUUCCCGUCGAAUUUCUUCGGCGUUGCUCCCCCAGAGUGACUCGGCAGUCGACCCCGGCGGCAGCACCAAAAACGAUGCCGGCGAUCCACCGUCUUCAUCUCCGAAAGAUGCCGCUGGUGCUUCUGCCGCUACUGGACCGCCAGUAAAGCCGGCGAUGUCGCCAUCCGCGUUGGCUUCGGGUCAGCAGUCCCAUGCUGCCAAUAAAUCCUUGGGUUUCGCCGGAGGUUCAGAGAAAGCCAAGGAGGAGGAGUCGAUGAAGGGGGGGGCAGGGGCCUAAAACGUGAACGAUUUUUGUGGGGGAAAACGCCUUGCGGUACCAGCCUCAUCCCGGUCCCCGGUGUUUCUGUGCAACGCCUGUUUGGUGUGCAAACCCGUUCUUUUUCUUUCCGUUUCCUUUCUCGCCUGCGCCGGGGUGUGGCGAGGGUGCUUCGUACAGAGCACACUCUUGCCCCGCCAGGCGGCCAUUCGCGGUGUUGACUACGACCUCUCUGCCUGCCCCUCCACCCCCACCCCGCCGUGUUCUUGGUGCUGUGCGUGCGUGUGAACCCAACCACGGUUUAUUUCUACCCUUUGUUUCUACCCUUUGUUUCUACCCUUUUGCUGUGGUCUAGACUACAUGGUAAUGUCGGCAUGUGCACGCUUGGAUCAAAGAGGUGGGUAUAUGGAGUAUGUAAUAGUCCUUUGUGUUGAGCCCAUCUUGCGGCCGAAACACACCAUCCUGGGAAAUUUCGGAUGGCGAAAGACUCGAACGUAUAAACAGCGUGGGGUGAUAAAUAUAUUGGAAUGGGGAAAUUGUUUGGAAGCAGUUGGUGUGGUUGGAUUUUGCUUGGGAUAGAUGCGGGGGGUACUCUGUCUGUUUGUGUGAAGGGGGCGGGGUUCCCUGUGGAAGUUGAGUUGAGACCCCUGUGGGACAGUUGGUUGUAAGCCCCACCCUUUUCUCUAUGAAACU